Molecule: messenger RNA, 6080 nt
Organism: Bradysia coprophila
Lineage: Eukaryota; Metazoa; Arthropoda; Insecta; Diptera; Sciaridae
Biological process (GO): positive regulation of transcription by RNA polymerase II
Cellular component (GO): mediator complex
Molecular function (GO): transcription coactivator activity; transcription factor binding
Source: RefSeq, a predicted model, not a curated record
UUAACUUUAUACGCGAGACGGUGAACUCGUGUUAAUGUAAUGGAAUUAUGAGAAGUUUUCAUGAAACAUUUAUAGAGUUCAUGUUGUGUAUGAGUCCAACAAUGUUCUCACCGCGGCCAUAACUGUGUGUGACAGUGAAUGUGUAUAUUUUGUUGAUUUAUUUUGUCGUGGUUAAAGAAAACGAUUUUCUAGAAACAUUCGGGAAAACAGUGGCUUAAGUAUUCACUUCAGCAAUAAAAUAGUCGUUGUGUUUUAUGUGUUUUUAGCUAACCAUAUUCGGAUAAAUUGGAUUAACCGCAACAUAGAUCGAUACCGCUACAAUAUAGUACCUAUAUGUUGUCAUAUAUACAAUUAUUUGGAUACAGUGCCAUUCGGAUUUCUCUGGACAUUUUUUUGUGGAUAACCGAACCGGAGGAAUCUUGAGUGUUAUGAGUGCAUUGUGUGCAUAUUGAAAGAUAUUUUUUUCGUGUGUUUGACAGCUAGGCGCCUAUUUGACUGCUGAGCUGUAUUAAAUUACAAUUUGUUUGUAUUGGUUAACAUAUGUGUAUGGAUGCGUGAUAAGAGAAAUCACGUACAAUACAUUAUACAACCCGUGCAACGGUAUGCAGCAAUAUUUUGUUUACAAGUUGUAUUGUAAUUUGUUUUUGUUGUAAAUAAGAAAUACGUUUGAUGUGUGCGUUCAUCAUUGAUAAUGCAUCUCUGUGAUGCAUUUAAAGAUUAAUGUGCCCGCAAUGGAAUGUACGUUCGUCCACAAUAUAAUUACAGAUUUGAGUGAAAUGAAAUUGUUUUGUGAAAUUUUCAAAUAGCCAAAUGAAGUGAGAUAUGAGCACGGAUAUUGGUGCUCAGUGGGGUCAAUUAGGUUGUGGUAAUAAUAAUAACAAUAAUGACCCACACCAAAGAUCUCCAUCCUUAACAUCAUUACCACCAUUACCCGAUCUAAUACCAAUACGCAAAGGGCCAUCGAUUAAAAAUGCCAAUGAAACGGGGAACAACCUUCAGACAACAAAUACGAUUGUCCUUCAGGAGCAUAACAGCAUUGGAUCGAAUUCCACGAAAUCGUUGUGCCAAACCGUUGAAAAAGUUCCUUGGCCUCGGGAAGACUCUCCCAUAUUCGUGAGUGAAUCGGGUUCUGGUGAAAGUAGCAAGUGCGCUGACGAUGAGCAUUUCGUUGUUGACGAUGACGAUGACGUCGUCGAUGAGCGAAACGACGAACCAGUACAAUUUAAUGAUAGUCAAAAUGAAACAACCAUUGCUGACGAGUGCGUCGACGCAAUAACGUCCAAGUCUCCUUCUCCCUUACCUUAUCACUCAUCCACAAGUGAAUUGUGUCAAAUCAAUGGUAAAGUUGGGUCACGUGACCGUAAAAUAAAUGCACAAGAGAGUGAGCGAACUGAGUUAUGUUUACCCGCCAUAAAAACACGUACUCGUCGUAUCAGAGUUCAUACCGAAUAUUUCACAUUCGAUAGGAGAGUGAAACAAACCAAAAAACGGAAGAAUAUCAAAAGGAAAGGAAUUAGUUUUCACAAUAACAAAGCACCGAGGGGAAUUUAUCGGAAACCAAAUAAUCAAAUAACUUGUAACGAGUCGAGUGAAUCGAAGUCUGUGUCGCGAAUAAAUCCAAUUUUUUUGUUUGUGAAGCAAGAAGAUACUAGAAUCGUGGAGGUACGAUGCGAAGAUUACGACAAGCGGAAUCGAAUUCGGUUAACAAAAACGGCAAACGGUUGGCGAGCAAUACCACGGACGGACAGUUCGAGUUCGAGAAUUUCUUCGCUGUUACCUAAGGUAAUUGUAACAAAACGCGAACGGGAAGAGGCUGACGAAGCGGGUCAAGGUUUACAUCGAGCAAAAUCAGAAAACAGUGACUGGAGGUUGAAUCCAUUUGCAUCCAAAACAUGGUCGUUCAAAUUAACCAAGGCCGAAAAGUCGCAAGAAUCAAAUGAUCAAAAUUCGGACAAUAGUAGCAGCCACAAGAAAAAGAAAAAAAAGAAAAAGAAACGGAAAAAAGAACGGAAAUUGGCGUUGGAUGACGCAUUGGAAACACCAAAACAAGAGUGCAUAGAUCAAAUAGCUGACAUGACGGAAACUACAUUAACCCGGACAGAAACCCCUUCUCUACCUACAACACCAUCACUACCACCUACAUCAAUCUUCGAGGCUACAGACACACCACAAAAUCAAGAAGACACUACAGCGCCGACUCUAAAUACAGCUACACCACUGAAAACUCUGAGCUUACUUGCAGUCGCACAGCUUCAAUAUACCAACCAUUCCGAUGAAUGUGGGGAAACGAGGAAAUGCGUGGAAAAGACGGCCCCGUCGUCGUUGCACUUUUCAACAACAACAGAAAGUGCACUCGUACAUGAUAAGGAAAUGCAUUUGACGAACAGUGAUGGACAUAUGAAUGGUGUGGCUGGAAAAAUCGAGAAAAUAGAGAGGUGUUCCAGCCCGAGUGACGAAGAUGCUGAAAAUAAUAUUUUGUGCCCGGAUAGUUGUAUUGCACCAGUAUUUGAGUCUUACAAUUCGAAGUCGGUGUGUACGGUUGUGCAUUGCAUUGAUAGUGAUAGUGUUCAUGAGCAUCAUUUCGAUAAUGAAGAAGUGGGUGAAUAUCAUGAUUUAAUUGAAGGUAUACCACACAUACAAGUUGCUCAUUCCGAAGACAUUCUUGAUAAUUGUGAAAAUACUAUGACCGGUGCUGAACUAUUAGACUCUCUCGUUGAACGACAUUGUGAAGAUAACCAUAUAUCUGGAGACGAGGAUGUGAAACAUGCCAUUUGUUUAUCCGAUGAUUACAAUGACGAGGACGACGUUUUAAUGGAGUCUCAACCAGUUGUUGAUAUUAUAUCAAGGUUAAGUGAUUCGUUGACGGAAUCGCCGAAAUGCUUGUCCUUUAACGAAGCGGGCGAAAUUGAAGGCCUCCACGAAUCUCUAUUUGAAAAUGCUCAAACGGAAUUGAAUCAUACCGAUGGAUUGCAUACGUUUAACCGUUCUGCACUCGAGGAACUUUCUAUGACAUUAAAAGACUUGGAGAAACGCUCCACACAGCACAACAAGCAGCAAGUGCCAUUGACAGUGGUUUCUCCAGAUUCGUGUCAGGAGGAGUUACCAAAAGACUUAAGCUUUAAGAAGAGUUGCGAUGUUGUCCAAAUACGGCCUAUAUCUCGUGAUUCAGAUGCAAUUCAAUCACCGCAGCCAUCCGGACUACCUGCAGUUCCACCCUCACCAGAUAUUCUGCUACAUCAAACAAACAAAAACCUAAAUCGACCGCUGUUCCUGGAACUUUCAUCGCCGUCACCUAAAUCGUGCGAUCAAAGAAAUUCCAACGACAAAGUGUUUAUGGAUUUGACAUCACCCAAACCGAAAUCUAGCGAAGGUCGUGUUCAACAGAAGGAACCGUUAGAUCUCGGAAAACAUCGAAAGUCAGCCAGCCCAACAGUCAGUUGUUCGGAGGAGGUGAAGCGCUAUUUGUCCUCAUCUGAUAUUGAGCCAUUAGCGAAACGCGUUAAGUCUGAACAUUCAGAUAAAUCAUCGACUUCCAGUGAUUUAUUAAUGAAUUCAAAAACUAGUCAAUUAGUUGAGCUCUUGGCGUCCGGAAAGGAUCCAGACCCUUUGACUCAAUUGAGAUUGCUCGUAAGCAAUCCAGAAUGGAAGCUACCUGAUCCAAUAUUAGUGCCAAAAGAUCGUCUAAAUGCGGUUCUGGCAUCUCCAGCUCGUGAAAUUCCGUUAUUGCUGACGACACGACCAGAACUUCGAUUACCUGAAGCCUUUGCUUUUCCAUCAAUUCUGCAAGAUCCAGACAUAUUAGUGAUUUCGUUCGCCCAACUUGAAUCGAUUUUACAGAAGCAGGACGAUUUAUUGAAGUCGACGAAACAAGCGCAGAGAUCAGACAAGAAAAUCAAUGUGGACAAGCCUCUGGGGUCGCCUCGAGCACGAGAGAAAUCUCAAGCAAAAUCUUUAAAUAACGCGAUCGUUCCCGUUGGGUCUUUGCUAGCCAACGGCCUAGCUGGCGAUAUCGACGCAGCAACAAUGGCAGCAUUCAAUCAAAUGUUAUGGCUACCUUAUUUGGGACAAAUGGGUCAACUGAACCCGGAAGUCUUCAAAGCAAUGUCCGGCCUGUCCAGUCCCACUAUGCCCGAUGCUUUGACAUAUUCAAAUCAAAAUCGUUUUUCCAAUUUCCCGGCACCAACGACACCGAUGAACUAUGGAAAUCCCUUGGAAUUUGCAAUGUGGCAAGAGGCAUUAGCUCAGGCCAAUACAGCAAAUAUGCAACGUGUAAUGAAGCUCAAUGCUGACAGGGAGGUUCAGAAAAAAUCUCAAGAAAACAAACCACAACUUUUGCAGCAAGCCCGCCAAAUUCAAAACAAUCAAACAUAUCUACAACAACAACAACAUCAACAACAACAACAACAUUUGGUAGCGCAACAACAACAACAACAGCAUCAACAGCAGCAGCAACAACAACAACAACUACAUCAGCAACAGAAUCAACAACAAAAACUCAACCAUAUGAUGAAUCCGAUGAAUCAGUUGGCCAUGUCAUCAUUCUUCCCCCCGAACAUACCAAAUUUGUCAAACAACAAUCGCUUCUUCGGCGCUGGUAUGCAUCGACCCCAGAUGCAAAUGAAUAAUGCGUCACAAUUCAGUCCGGGUUACGGUCGACAUGGCGUAGGCAAUGCUGAAUCAAUGAAUCGUUCCUCGCAAAUGUGUAUGCAACCGCCUUCCCUGUCAAAAACAAAUCAUUCUACCAAUCAUUCCAUGGCGAUGUCGCCCACAAAUUCAUUUUUCCCUCCACCAAUGUCAAAUCUGCCGGACUACAAUCACAAUUCGCGAUCAAAGAUGCGAAAAGAAAGUCAACAACAGCAUCACAACCAAAAUAUCGGCGACACGAAACCUAGAGUCACUUGCAAGUCUCUGACGAAUUUGCUACAACCCGAUUUGGUGCACGAUCAGUUCAAACAUACCAACGAUGGUGGCUUGAAAAUGUCCAAUUUAAUGGCCAUGCCAUCGUUUGACCUAACAUCUCCGCCUGUUUCGACGACAUGUACCACACCAACCACACCGAAACUUAAAGUGAAGCCCGGAUUGCACUUGCUGGAUCCAUUAGCAAUGCAAAGAAGACUACUGAACGGUGAUGAUGGUUCAGAAGUGGGAAGCACCACCAAUGGAAUUGAGGAGAUGAUGAUGCCAAAUACAAGCCUAUACCAUCCAUUGCUUAACACCCAAAAGAGCUACACCAACAGUCCGUGGCAAUGGACAACCGUAACCGCAACGGGCGAAUGACAUCCGGAGGCUCGAAAAGAGCCGCCGUCAAGUGGAACAUAUCUUCCGAACAAUAUGCAUCCAUCAAUGAAUGGUAAACCAUCUGGAAAUCAGCCAGGAAAUUGCGUACCACCGAGACCUCCCUUCGGGUAUAAUUAUAGAAAUUACUAAUCAGAUUUAACGAAAUUAAUUAGUUAAAUGAAUGGGUACAGAGAGAGAGAGCGAGAGCGAUUAAGGAAUGAAAUACCGAAAUAAUUAUGCCACAUUGUUCGAUGUAAUAACAAUUUAUUAAACAAAACAGAAAAAGUACACCGAAGAUGAAUGGAUUAAAUUUCCAGGUAGAAGAGAGACAGAGAGAGAAGAGACGCGAAUUUAUUUCUUAGAUAAAAAGUUGUUCAUUUUAAAUUCCACUUGAGUUGAUAUAUCAAAUAUGUUCGGUGAAUAAAAUAAUAAUAUUGAGAAGCAAUGCAGUGUACCAAAAAUAUUCGUUUAUUAAAACACAAAAAAAGAGAAAAAAUAGCGAAUUGAAUGUGGUGGGGUUUAUUUUCAUAAAAAAAUGUUUUUGUUUUAGGUAGAGAAAAUUGUUACGAACAGAAAAAUUCUAUGUCUUCAAAAAAUAUUUGCGUUAUGUGUAGCAAAAAUAACAUGAAUGUGAACAGAAUAGCGGAAAAUUAAACAAAAAAAAAAGAAAAACCAAAACCCUGAACAUAAGAAACUAUUUCCAUAUUUUAUAAGAAGCAGGGGGAUAAUAUCAAUGCCUUCUCCUCGUAUAAGUAAAAUAACUACUCAUGUGUGUAUGUGUAUAAAUGCUAAUACAAUCCAAC